AUGACUAGAAAGAAGGUGAAACUCGCUUUUAUCACCAAUGAUUCCGCUAGGAAAGCAACCUUCAAGAAAAGGAAGAAGGGAUUGAUAAAAAAGGUAAGUGAGUUGAGUACUUUAUGUGGUGUUAACGCUUGUUUGAUUCUUUAUAGUCCUUAUGACGGCCAACCUGACAUUUGGCCUUCUCCUAUGGGAGUCCACCAAGUGAUUGCUGAUUUCAAAGGGAUGUCUGAGAUGGAUCAGAGUAAAAAGAUGGUAAACCAGGAGAGUUUUCUAAAGCAAAGAAUCAACAAAGCUAGUGAACAACUCAGAAAACAACGUCGGGACAAUCAUGAUAAAGAGAUUACUCAAAUUUUAUUUGAAAGCCUAAUAGGGAAAUCAUUGUCAAAUUUAAACAUGGGAGCUUUAAACGAUCUCGCAUGGAUGAUCCACAAUUUCUCAAAUGAUGUCCAGAAAAAUAUUGAUAAACUUAUGAAUAGUGGUCAAAAUUCUCAAGAAACACCAAGUCUAGAUAUCAAGUUAAAUGCCAUGGAUGAUAUUAAGAAUUCAAUGAAGGAGAAAUCCUGGUUAGUUGAAGGAGAAACUCCAGUUGCAACCGCGGAGCCGCCGAACCCGAAGAACUCCCCCCCGCUGAUACAGGAAGGACCAGCCAAAACCAACCAGGCCGAGGCAGAUUGCACCAUGGUCGGUAGAGCCAGCGUCGGAGCACGGUAG
Molecule: messenger RNA, 708 nt
Organism: Carica papaya (papaya)
Lineage: Eukaryota; Viridiplantae; Streptophyta; Magnoliopsida; Brassicales; Caricaceae
Source: RefSeq, a predicted model, not a curated record